CACACACACUUAAGACCUACAUACAUAUACGCAUUAAAGCACUUAGAACGUCCACACAAACCUCUCAAACAUUCCUUUUUAUGCUUUUUGAACAACAGUGGAAAGUAAAGGCUCAUCUCUCUCUUUCUCUUUUUCUUUCUCUCUCAAUUUGCUUCCUGCAGCCAUGGAUACGGCUCACUGGCCACAGGAGAUCGCGAUGAAGCCUAUGGAAGAAAUGGUAGUACAAAACGCCACGAACUCAUGUUCAAAACCAUCUUCGAAUUCUUCAUCUUUAGAAAGAAGGGCAAGGCCACAAAAAGAAGCAGCUAUAAACUGUCCAAGAUGCAAUUCUACAAACACCAAGUUCUGUUACUACAACAAUUACAGCCUCUCGCAGCCUAGAUACUUUUGCAAGACUUGUAGAAGAUACUGGACAGAAGGUGGGUCUCUUAGAAACGUUCCUGUUGGUGGUGGCUCAAGGAAGAACAAGAGAUCAUCGUCUUCUAUAUCAUCUCAUUCUUCUAUCUCAAAGAAGCUGCCUGAUCUGGUUGUACCUCCUGCAGCAACCCCAGUACUUUCUCAAAACCCUAGGAUGCAUCAUGAGCAUGGGCAAGAUCUAAAUCUUGGUUUCCCAUCAACCAAUGAUUUCAAGACUAUUUCUGAGCUUAUUCAAGUACCCAAUUUUGAUGGGACCAAGAACACCACUUCCGCUUCAGGCACCACCACUUCUUCAGCUCAUCUUUCGGCUCUGGAACUCUUGACUGGAAUGACAACAAGGGGUAUGAUGAAUUCCUUCAUGCCAAUUCCAGUUCCUGAUCCCAAUUCGGUUUACUCAUCGUCAGGACAGCUGAUGAUUCCCAUGCCAGAAUUCAAGAUUCCAUCGCUUAGUUUUUCAUUGGAUGGAAUGGGAGGCAAUGGUGGGGGUGCAACGACAACUACUCAUGAUGGGCAUCAUAGUGUUGAACAAAAUAGAGAUCAGAAUGGUGAUACCAAUGGAUUUUGGACUGGAAUGUUAGGAGGAGGCUCAUGCAAUCAUAUCAUGAUCUUCAAUCAAGAUCGAGGGUCCUGA
This is a messenger RNA of Lactuca virosa, 1048 nucleotides long. Lineage: Eukaryota; Viridiplantae; Streptophyta; Magnoliopsida; Asterales; Asteraceae. The record is from the annotation of a GenBank genome assembly.